CACCUCAUUGACCAUGGCAGCCACCCCGCCGCGCCGCCAACCGGCCGCGGGACCCAGCACGCCCGCCGUGCGCUCACCAGCACCGCCGCCGCCGGCUAUCUCAAAUGGCACCCAAGACCUGUGGACCGAUAUUUUGCGCAGCGCGGACCGCGCAAAGGCCCUGCCGCGCAAGAACAUUGUGCUCCUCAGCGAGCGGCAUCGCGGCCGCGCCCAUCUCCUGGACAAGGUCGUCGGCAAGCGGCGCGCACGCCAACCCCUCGCGAUUGGAUAUGACCUGCUCAUGAGUGAUGACCGGGACGAUGACACGCCGCCCGUGAGCGUUGUAUACCCUCCAUCCUCGCAUCCCAGUCUCCUGCGGCUUGUGGAAACAACCCUGCCUCCCCAUCCCCUCCCUAACACGGCCGUCGUCAUCGUCCUGGACUGGAGCAAACCCAGCACCAUGGUCCGCGAGCUCCUUGCCUGGCUAGGCUGGGUGGACGCGUGGGCUGCGCGUGCCGCGCAAGCAGAUCCCUCUUCUGAAGUUGACGAGAUGCAUGAGCGGCUGGAAUCACAUUUGCAACACUACACGGAGCCGGCGGCCGCGUCCGUCCCGCUGACCAACUACGGCGCGGUCCUUCCCCUCGGGCAGGGGAGUUUAACGCGGAACCCAGCGGGCGUGCCGAUCUUGGUCGUGUGCACGCGCGCGGACCUGAUGGAUGCAGUCGGCGACGAGAUGGGCAUGAAGGGCGGCGGAUGGGAGGAGCGCACCGACUGGAUCCAGCAGGUCUUGCGCACCGUAUGUCUAGCGUACGGCGCCGCGCUAUUCUACACGGCGCCGACGCAGCCACACACGUACGCCUUUCUGCGCGAAUAUCUCUUUCACCGGCUGUACACCGUGCCGCCGCCGCUCGGGGCAGAGGGCGCGCCGGCGCCCCAGCGCUUCCCGUUCCCACACCGCGCGAACGUGCUGGACCGGGACGCGGUCAUGGUCCCGGCCGGCUGGGACUCGUGGGGCAAGAUCACGAUUCUGCGGGAGCCAUUUGACGCGGCGCGGGUCGCGCGCGCGUGGGACGCGAGCGCGGCGCGGCGCGACGACGACGAGGGCAUCGAGGACCUGUGGGCGGCCAUGAUCCCGGACACGGAGCGGCCGGCGGCCGCGCACCCCGUCGCGGUGGCCGUGACGAGCGAGGCGGAGCAGGCGUUCCUCGCGCGCCAGCUCGACGGGCUCGUCAAGAGCGAUGCGAAGGGCGUGUUCCGCCGCGCGGCGGAGGCCGUCGACGAGCGCUACGGCGUCGUCGGGCCCAUGGGGACCGGCGGGCUGUCGCUGCCAGGCGUGGAGCGGGCGAUGGCGGAGAUGGAGAGCGCGGCCGAGGAUGUGGGAAGGCAUGCGCGCAAGGACUCGAAGGCGGCGCCUGCGUCGCCAGACAGAUCGACGGUGCAAAAUGAGGCCCUGCACAAUUUCUUCCAGGGCCUGCUCGCGAAGAAGCAGGGCACGGCGUCGGCGACGCCGACGCCCACAAAGGCCGCGCCAAAGGCCGCAAAGUAGACACACGAUCAUUACACCGCAUUGUGCAUGUUGGUAGGCCCUGGCCGGGCGCAAGGCCCGGCGGGACGGCAAGUGUAGAGGCAGUAGAGUGCAUAUCAUGCUAAUGAAUUUAUGGCGCAAUGUAGUACAGCGGAGAUUUGCAUAUGUGC
This is a messenger RNA of Cutaneotrichosporon oleaginosum, 1674 nucleotides long. RefSeq lists its product as uncharacterized. Gene Ontology annotation, molecular function: dynein heavy chain binding. Gene Ontology annotation, cellular component: cytoplasmic dynein complex; meiotic spindle pole body. Gene Ontology annotation, biological process: microtubule-based movement; microtubule cytoskeleton organization. The record is from RefSeq and is a predicted model, not a curated record. Lineage: Eukaryota; Fungi; Basidiomycota; Tremellomycetes; Trichosporonales; Trichosporonaceae.